UCUCGGAAUGUGAUUAUACGUACCUACUCUGCGGAAUUAUGCCGCUUGGCCUCCGGAUUCGUGGUCUGUGCGCUUGGCGCUUUGCUUGAACCAAAGAGUAUAACAACCUGCAAUUUUGUAAAUAUUUUGAUCAUUUUAAUUUUUAUAUUACCAAAUAAAACAGAAUUGCUGCAGACAAAAAAAAAUUAGUUGUAUUUUAAUAAGUAAUUUAAAAAUGGCACAAUCACAAUUCGCAUUGACAUGGGAAUCUUAUAAAACUAAUAUCUGCUCAGGGUUUACUUCUUUUCAGCAGAAUGGAGAACUUGUUGAUAUGACUUUGGCGGCAGAUGGUCAUUUGGUAAAAGUGCAUCAAGUACUAAUUGCAUUGGCAAGCCCUUACUUGAAAGAAAUAAUUACAGCUGUACCUACUCAACAUCCUGUUGUAUUUCUCAAUAAUGUAUCUUAUACAACCUUAUCUCUCAUAUUGGAGUACAUAUACACUGGAGAGGUGCAAGUUCCAGCUGAGAGUUUAUCAUCUUUUUUGGAAUCCACAAAAGCUCUUCAUAUAAGGGGUCUGGAAAGUAUUGCUAAUAGUGGCAAUACAACAACAAAGAUGGAUACUAACAUGAAUGAAACUAGCCUGAAUAACACAAGGAUUAGGAAAAAGUUAGAUCAGAUAGUACUGCCAAAUACAAAAAAGAUGUAUAUCAACAUCAAUCCAGAUUCUUCAGCAAUGGACUCUGUUCAGAAACCUUUGGUAGAUUCACACGAUGACAACAUGCAUGAUUACGCUGAUACGAUGGAUGAUACGCAUGAUGACUUAGAUUAUGAUGUUGGUGAUGAUAAUAAAACUCAAACACCAGCCAACACUGACAACAAUAAGUCAAAAACAUCGUCUACAGUUUCUGCGAAAAACAUGGGUUCAAGUCUACAUUUCACGGUAUCAAUUCGCGGCGCGUUGCAAGUGAUACUGAAUCGCUACAUCUACAAUUUGCACUCGUCCCAAACUAAUGGCAUCCGACGCUGGCGUUGCACCAACUAUCGAUAUCGGGACAAGAAAUGUUCCGCUUUCGUCACCACCAAAGGCAACGUUGUUUUAAACAGAGCAAAUCCACACAAUCACUCGUUUCAUGAUAAGAAGAUUCUUGCUAAACUAGAAAAGAAUGCCAUAUAUUCUGCUCUGGAGGAAAUUGAAGACUUGGCGAUAGUUAAAGAUAAAAGAAGAAUAUAACAGAGGACAGUGCGUUUGUUUUAUAUUAAUUGAAAUAAAUCUGAGCAAUCAAUAAAUUUCAUUUGAAUUGAAUGUACAAUUAUAAGUAUUAUAAUUUGUUAAUUUAUUAUAAUGAAGACUUGAAUUUUAAUAAGAGUUAUUGUACAGAUCCUAAUUUGGUUGUUACACAUAUCUUAAUGAAACUGGAGCAUGUUAAAUUAAUGUUGAGGGCGGUUUUUUCACUGCCCGACACGAUAACUUCGAUAAUAUCUUGAAACUGCUUGAUCCAACGACACAGUACCGAUACCAGUGACGAUAAAACAGAACUUCACGCGUGCGAAAUAGUACCUAUGUUAACUAGAAAACCAUCUAAAGCGCCCUACCGAGCGUACCGGGAUUAAAUUGUCAUUAUUGUCAAAUGUUCUUUGUAAGUCGUUUUUCGUAAUUUUAUAAAUCGAUUAAAAAUUAAUAUUAUAAGUGGCAGCGUUAGUUCCAGUUUUAUCCAUCUGAACAGAUUACUUAAAAGCACUGUAACAUAUUGUAGGUAGGCCAUUAAGUAAAGAUAAGUAAUGUUACUAAACAUUAAUUAAACAUUAACUUUAUAAAUAUA
Molecule: messenger RNA, 1799 nt
Organism: Maniola jurtina (meadow brown)
Lineage: Eukaryota; Metazoa; Arthropoda; Insecta; Lepidoptera; Nymphalidae
Product: protein abrupt-like
Exons: 8
Coding region: 215-1210 (331 amino acids)
Biological process (GO): regulation of transcription by RNA polymerase II
Cellular component (GO): nucleus
Molecular function (GO): protein binding
Source: RefSeq, a predicted model, not a curated record